CCUCUCUCUGGGAAAACGCGGUGCUCGCUCCUGGAGUGGUCUUGGAGGGGUGCUGGAGCCUUCCGUCUGCCCAGUCUGGUCUCUGGGGCCAGGGCUGGGUUUCCCUCAUGUAUGGCAAGAACCCUACGCGUGUGGUGCUGCUUCUCCUUGGCACACAGCUCACAGCUCUUUGGCCUAUAGCAGCUGUGGAAAUUUACACCUCCCGGGUGCUGGAGGCUGUUAAUGGGACAGAUGCUCGGUUAAAAUGCACUUUCUCCAGCUUUGCCCCUGUGGGUGAUGCUCUAACAGUGACCUGGAAUUUCCGUCCUCUAGAUGGGGGACCAGAGCAGUUUGUAUUCUACUACCACCUGGAUCCCUUCAAACCCAUGAGUGGGCGAUUCAAAGACCGGGUGGUCUGGGAUGGGAACCCUGAGCGGUAUGAUGUCUCCAUCAUCCUCUGGAAGUUGCAGUUUGAUGACAAUGGGACAUACACCUGUCAGGUGAAGAACCCACCUGAUGUUGAUGGGCUGAUAGGGGAGAUCCGGCUCAGCGUCGUGCAAACUGUACGCUUCUCUGAGAUCUACUUCCUGGCUCUGGCCAUUGGCUCUGCCUGUGCCCUGAUGGUCAUCAUAGUAAUUGUGGUGGUCCUCUUCCAGCAUUUCCGGAAAAAGCGAAGGGCUGAGAGAGCUGAUAAAGUGGUGGAGAUAAAAUCAAAAGAAGAGGAAAGGCUCAAUCAAGAAAAAAAGGUCUCUAUUUAUUUAGAAGACUAACAUUCCUACAUGGAAGCUGAAGAUUUCCAAGAACAAGAACCUUAGUAUUCCUUGAGUAAAUGGAAACUUUUCUUUGGCUUUUCCGGUUGUGACCUGUCUUCCAACCAGUUCUGCAGCACGUACCCACCUAGAUAAGCAGUAUCCCUCUGGAGCCAGCAUAGGGCUCUUCUCCGGCAGAUACCACCACUCACACAUAACCUCAUUACUGAGGUUUUAUUUAAUUUCAGAGUGCAAAUAUUUUUCAGAUACUCAUUAGCUUUUAUAAGAAGUUACAUUUUGCCCUUAAACUCUCCUUCUGGAUUAUGACUUGUAUACACAUAUGUGGGUACUUCAAAAAAUUGAUGGAAAGAUUCAUGUUAUAUUCUAGUUCUAUUUUUCCAUGAAAAAUACUUGUAUACUGGCAUCAAAGGAGAUAAAGCCAACUUGUCUGUCAUGACAUUUCCUUUCACAUAAUUAGUUUCUUUAGAGCAGCUCUUGCAACUAAAGUUAAUGUGUUUACUCUUUCCUUGUCAUAGUCAAAAGCUGAGCUAAGUCUCCAGCUGUUUUUAAUUGACUAACAGUAAAUCCUAAAUUCAAACUGUUAAACAAGUUUGAUUUUUAUGGCUCUCUAAAGUAUGGGACACACCUUGUUUUACUGAGUUUCUUUCAGUAUCCCAGGUGAUAGGGGUUAGAUCCAAGGUUUACAAUAGCACAAGUCUAAAUCAAACAAACUACAAAAGGGUACAUAAAUACUAAUAGAUUGACAAAUGCCACCUCAGGAUGAAUCAGUUAUCACCUUUUUUCUAUGCUGUGAAAAAUAAUCAACCGUGUAGGUCUUUCACGAGCACUGAUAAGACUAUUUAGCUUACUGUUUUCCUCCCAAUUCAAUGAUCUGUAACAACAGAGCAAACUCUAUACUCAUUUGCAGACGAAUCAUUAAGCAGUGUAACAGAGGGAUUCUGAAAAAGUACAUUACAACUUUGAAAAUGUACGUCUGGUGAAAAAUAUCAACCCUAAAUUAUAAUAAUUUUGCACAGUAUUAUACAAAGGUCUGAGAACUGGAAGAGAUUUACAUUUUUUCUUUUUCUUUAUUUUCUUAGUUGUAAUUUAUUGCUUAUUUUGGGGAGGGAGGAUUUGGUACGGAGCAAAGAAAUACCAAAACUAUUUUAACUGAAUGAAACACACUUUAUUCUUUUUUCCCUUAUAUUGACAGAUAAAGCAAACUUUAUAAGUGGGCUAUAAAAAAAGUGUCUAGUUUCCCAGUGUCUUUCCAAAAGUAAGCUACAGGAGCAUUUGUUCAAAGAAUAGAAAACAUCUAAAAGUUUAGGCCCAAGAUUAAUCUUUACGGCCUGAUAUUUUCAGUUUUCAUUGACUGAGCUGCAGAUAUUAUUUUUUAGCAAACUGAAAAUUUCAAAUAGACUGUUUGUAUUAAAAGAUGC
Messenger RNA from Cynocephalus volans (Philippine flying lemur), 2167 nucleotides. RefSeq names its product myelin protein zero like 2 (gene MPZL2). The record is from RefSeq and is a predicted model, not a curated record. The transcript is spliced from 6 exons. The coding region runs from base 108 to 749 and encodes 213 amino acids. Gene Ontology annotation, cellular component: plasma membrane. NCBI's taxonomy places the organism in Eukaryota, Metazoa, Chordata, Mammalia, Dermoptera, Cynocephalidae. Gene Ontology annotation, biological process: cell-cell adhesion.